AUGUCUUUCAAGCGGCUUUUGCUUCUCUCGUUUGCAUUCAGCUUUUGCUCACAAGUCCAGGGAACCCAGUGCAACUCGGACAUAGUCGGGAAUUCCCCGCUGGCCUCCUAUUUGGCGAGUCUGGGCUCUGAGAGCGGGGCGCUACUCGUGUGCACUCACAGCGACUGCCAGGUUGGGUGCUGUGGCUAUGUGGAGUCCUGGUCCUUAACACCAGGCAUUACGGGGGACCUCGUUUUCCAAAUCUGGCGCCCGACUGGAGGUGGUGCACUGGAGUACUCGUUAGUGGGAGAAAACUCGGUCACCAUAGCCUCUGGUGCUGACAGUUAUUUCUCGUUCACUGGAGCGGACCGGAUAUACGUCCAAUCUGGUGACGUCAUCGGCUGGUACACGCCAGGCAACAAUAUAAUCCUACACACGGCGUACGGGGGCGGAGCGACUGUCAGUGAAACCUACGUCAUGACCGUAAGCCAGCCAAGUGUGGGAAACACGCUCACUCUCUCUGGUUUAGUCCAGAACAAUGUAUACUCGAUCUACGCCACCGUUGGUCCUCCGUCCUCCCCAACGUUCAGCAAUCUGGACCACACCGUGACGGGUCACAAGUUGAGCUUUGUGGUGGGCGCCACAGUGUACACAGUCCUGGCCUUAGACACCGACACAGCGGACACGGUGACCUAUAGCUUGACCUCGACCACGCCCACCUCCGACUUGUCUCUGGACACUUCAACAGGAGCUGUAGCGUUCACUACUUCCCCGACUCUCGGCACCUACACUCUGUCAAUCAGAGCCUCAGACGACUGCGGGAACACGGUGGACGGGACACUGACCAUCGAGGUGACCAACCAGGAUCCGACUUUCAGCAACCUGGACCACACUUUAUCGCAACCCAAGGGAGACUUCUCCGUCUCUACAACUGUCUACACCGUGCUGGCCACCGACGUGGACUCAGGAACAGACGGAGAUAGCUUGACCUACAGCUUGACCUCUGUCACGCCCACUGCGGACUUCUCCAUUACUUCAGGCACCGGCGCUGUGUCCCCGAGCACCUCGGCUCUGACGCUGGGUACGUACACACUGAGUGUGAUGGCGUCUGACUGCUGUGGGGGGACGGCGAGCGGGACGCUCACCAUAGAGGUGAUCAACAACGGGCCAGUUAUCGAGUCUCUGCCAGCUGCCGUGGACGUCAGUGAAUCAGCCGUGGACGAAACAGUUCUACACACACUCACGGUCUCCGAUCUGGACGGAGACGACAUCACAUGUAGCGUAAGCUCUUCCCCUUCAGGUCCAUUCAGCACCAAAUUCGUGUACGACAAUGGAAACCUGACGAGCGCCGUGAUCCUCCAAGCCUCCCCCUCUCUCUCCGCCUCAACAACGUCAAGCUAUGAACUAACAGUAACGUGCCAGGAUACCAGCAGUGCAAGCGAUUCGAACACACUAUAUGUCUACGUCACUCAAAACAGCGUACCCGUCAUCUCUAACCUGCAGAACAUGACGACCAUCUCGUCCAACUUGUCCUCCGGAAGUGAGGUCUUCAGAGUCUUGGCAACAGAUCCGGAAGGGGAUCAGACGUUCUUUUCUUUGACUUGUGUCACUCCGGCGUCUCCCUGCCCUUUCCAGAUUUAUUCUACAGGAGCGAUUCUCUUGUCUAGCUCUUUGACCGGGACCUCAACAGCUGGGUACGAGGUCGACGUGACGGUCAAUGACGGCCAGACCACAAGCGGCACACACAGGCUGACCGUUCUUGUUGAAGAUCUGAACACUGCCCCGUCACUCACUAACCUCCCUGCCACCGUCCAGAUCGGAGAAGACACAGCUAUCGGCAGCGCCAUCUUCACGGCCUCAGUGUAUGACGAGGACGGAGGGUCCGGCCACACGUUCACAUACAGUUUCACUCCGCCGGCGGGCACGGGGAUCUUCAACACUGACGCCACUUCCGGUGCUAUUACACUGGCGGCAGGUUUGAACUACCAAUCCCAAGACAAAAGCUAUAACGUGACGGUGACCGUGCAGGACACUCAAUCUUCUUCCUCUUCGGCUGUCUUGACAAUAGAUAUCGUAGAGGUGAACCAGGCCCCGGUGCUGUACCAGACGAGCUACCAGGUGGAACAGGGCGAGGGUUCGGCCGGCACCUCCUUCCCCUCCCCCGGCUACAACGUGUGGGAUCCUGACGGAGACACGCUCACUUACAGCUUCGGCACCGCCGCCAACACCACCACCAUCCACUCUUUACACUUGGCCCAUCGUCAUCUCAGAUCCGGAUUCGCUCUCGGUCACGGCCACGCUGACGGUAUCGGUGACAGACGUGAACGACAACACCCCCAGCUUCAGCAGCAGCAGCUACAGCACCACCAUACACAGCGACGUUCCUCUGGGCACCACUGUACUCACCGUCAACGCAACAGACGCAGACACAAGCUCUGAGUUCAGACAACUCACAUUCUCCGUCCAGAGUUCUUCCAGCCCUUUCAGAAUCGACAACAAUGGAAACCUAUUCGUGUACAGCAGUCUUCAAGGAUCGGAAGAAUCGGUUCAGACUUUGACGAUCAAGGUGUCAAAUCCGGAUAUAAACAGUUCUGAUUCUGCUUCCGUGAGCGUUUACGUGUACGGCCCAGCCGGAGAGUCUUUCUUUGACAAGCCCGGGAACAUCGCCUGGGUGACAGUCCUCAGCGUUCUUCUGGGGUCACUUCUCCUCGCUGGUUUGGCGUACCUCGGCUACUGGGCGUUCACGAACCAUUUUGCAGCACCGGUCAGCUACCCCGUGAAGCAGGUGGCGCCGCACGACACCAAACUCAACCCACCCCCGAGUAGACAGCUGUCGACCUCUCACACGCGCACGACCAUCACGACUGGCCGGGUCACGCCCAGUGACGUCCGUAUCAUGGAGCAUCGCUGGGAGGCGUGGGGAAACAAGACCUUUGAGGAUGGCAACUUCUGAUCUAUGUUACAGUUAUCUUCGAUUGAUUAAACUUCUGAUCAGUUUUUUAGGUUUAG
Molecule: messenger RNA, 2988 nt
Organism: Aplysia californica (California sea hare)
Lineage: Eukaryota; Metazoa; Mollusca; Gastropoda; Aplysiida; Aplysiidae
Product: cadherin EGF LAG seven-pass G-type receptor 2
Biological process (GO): homophilic cell-cell adhesion
Cellular component (GO): plasma membrane
Molecular function (GO): calcium ion binding
Source: RefSeq, a predicted model, not a curated record